UUUUUGUCAAGCUUAAUAGUGAUGGUAGCUGUAGAGAUGGAAUUUGUGGAGGUGGUGGUGUUGUAUGAGUGCUCUUAUUAUGGCUUACUCUAUUUCCUUGGGUGUUGGAACCAGCAAUUAGGAAGAAGCAAAGGCCAGGAUUUUUGGCCUUAAAUGGUGCAUUGAAAGAAGGUGUAGGUGAGCAAGAGCUUGGGCUACGUCAAGAUCACCAUUUGGCAAGGCUACUAGGGCUUGGGUCUCUCUCUUGGACGGAGCAUCAAGUACAUGUCAGUCGCUCUGGAGCAGGUUCUUCGACUGGAUCAAUGUUAACAUCUGAGUCUGUUUAGCUGGAGAUAGUGUAGAGGGAAGGUUUUAAAGAACUUAAGCUAGGAAGUGCCGUAAAGGAGUGAGUUGCAGAAGAUUUAAUCCAAAAUGAGUGACAAUAACUUAUUGGAUAAAGUCAGUGCUUUUGGGGAGCGCUUGAAGAUUGGAGGCACAGAGGUUGGGCAAAAGAUCACUGCUGGAAUGAGCUCGAUGAGUUUCAAGAUGAAGGAGCUUUUUCAAGGCCCGAAUCAGGCUGAUAAGCUUGUCGAGGAAGCCACAGCUGAAACUCUGGAUGAACCUGAUUGGGCUAUGAAUCUUGAGCUUUGUGACAUGAUUAAUCAUGAGAGAAUUAAUAGUGUUGAACUUAUACGGGGCGUGAAGAAAAGAAUAAUGUUGAAGAGCCCCAGGAUUCAGUACUUAGGCUUGGUGUUACUUGAAACUAUUGCAAAGAAUUGCGAGAAGGCAUUCUCAGAGAUUGCAGCUGAGAGGGUUCUGGAUGAGAUGGUGAAGUUGAUUGAUGACCCUCAGACUGUUGUUAACAAUCGAAACAAAGCCCUGGUGUUAAUUGAAGCUUGGGGAGAAUCAUCGAGUGAGCUUCGCUAUUUACCUGUGUAUGAAGAGACUUACAAGAGUUUGAGAUCUAGAGGGGUACGCUUUCCUGGUCGUGACCAUGAAAGCCUAGCUCCGAUCUUCACUCCUCCAAGAACAGUGUCAGCUUCAGAACCAAGUGUUACUCUUGCCCAGCAAAUUCAACAUGAGAUUCCACGGGAGAACUUUACAGCUGAACAGACAAAGGAGGCAUUUGAUGUGGCUAGAAACAGUAUGGAGCUUCUGACAACUGUUCUGUCCUCUUCACCUCAGCAGGAUGCUCUGCAGGAUGACUUGACAGUUACGCUAGUACAACAGUGUCGCCAAUCCCUCAAUAUUGUUCAGAGAAUCAUCGAGACUGCUGGAGAUAAUGAGGCCCUCCUUUUUGAAGCCCUGAACAUAAAUGAUGAAGUCCAAAAGGCCCUUUCGAAGUACGAUGAAAUGAAGAAACCUGCAGUUGUUUCAUCAGAGCCAGAACCUGCCAUGAUUCCAGUUGCAGUGGAGCCCGAUGAGUCACCUCGUGCUGGAAAAGAAGAUGCUCUGAUCAGAAAACCAUCAGGCUCCCGAUCUGCAGUCCAGGGAGGCAGUAAUGAUGACAUGAUGGAUGAUCUUGAUGAGAUGAUCUUCGGUAAAAAAGUGGGUGGCACAUCUGAAUCAGGACAUGACUCAAAGAAGCAGCAAUCACCAAAAGAUGAUCUCAUCUCUUUUUGAUUUCCUUCCAGUGCGGUGGACACUGGCUUUGGUGAUGUUAAUAUCAGGCUUUUUCACAUUCUGUCUACUCUAGUGCUCAUGAUUGAACCUUCAUAAAUGAAUGUAGAAACUUCGUCGAUUUGUUCUCCACCAUAUACCUGAAUAACUAACAGUUUUAAUGUUUAAACUUCUGGGAUUUAAUUGCUUGAGAAGAGAUCCUGCAUGUCUUUUCAUGGA
Molecule: messenger RNA, 1818 nt
Organism: Solanum dulcamara
Lineage: Eukaryota; Viridiplantae; Streptophyta; Magnoliopsida; Solanales; Solanaceae
Product: TOM1-like protein 1
Exons: 4
Coding region: 412-1602 (396 amino acids)
Biological process (GO): protein transport to vacuole involved in ubiquitin-dependent protein catabolic process via the multivesicular body sorting pathway
Molecular function (GO): ubiquitin binding; phosphatidylinositol binding
Source: RefSeq, a predicted model, not a curated record